AGCUGGGAAGCUGGGGAGCCCGCGUCGAGGGGUAACGAUGCACAGGAGUACAGGAGUUGCCAAAACGUAGUAACUUCCUAGCUACACGGUGGGAAGUUGAGGCCGGGUAGAGAGCUUGCUUCAUUUCUCUGUCCAACAAACCAUCUUUAGAAUUCCCGGCACCGCUGCCGACACCUCGAAACCAUGCCCCUCCAUCACCUGAUGGUCGGCACCUGGACCCCGCCGGGUGCCAUCUUCACGGUUGAGUUUGACGAUGAGAACCUCACGCUGAAGCUGCUGAAGCGUACCGAGAUCCCCCACGACGAGCCGAUAUCAUGGAUGACCUUCGACCAUGCCAAGAAAAACCUCUACGGCGCUGCCAUGAAGAAGUGGUCCAGCUUCGCCGUGCGGAGUCCAACCGAGAUCGUCCAUGAGGCGUCGCAUCCCCUCGGUGGCGACCCCCGGGCCAACAGCCCCGACACCAACACGCGCGCCAUCUUCCUCCUCGCGGCCAAGCAGCCGCCGUACGCCGUCUAUGCCAACCCGUUCUACAACCACGCCGGCUUCGGCAACGUCUUCUCCGUCUCGGCCAGCGGCAAGCUCGAGGCCAACAUCCAGAACUACCCGUACCAGCCCAACACGGGCAUCCACGGCAUGGUGUUCGACCCGACCGAGACGUACCUCUACUCGGCCGACCUGACGGCCAACAAGCUGUGGACGCACCGCAAGCUGCCCACGGGCGAGGUCGAGCUGGUUGGCAGCGUCGACGCCCCGGACCCGGGCGACCACCCGCGCUGGGUGGCCAUGCACCCGACCGGCAACUACCUGUACGCGCUGAUGGAGGCGGGCAACCGCAUCUGCGAGUACGUCAUCGACCCGGCGACGCACCUGCCCGUGUACACGCACCACAGCUACCCGCUGAUCCCGCCGGGCAUCCCCGCGCGCGACCGGGCGACCGGCAAGGGCCUGUACCGCGCGGACGUGGUGGCGCUGACCGCGAGCGGGCGGUACAUGUUCGCGUCGUCGCGCGCCAACAGCUUCGAGCUGCAGGGCUACGUGGCCGCGUUCCGGCUGCGCGACUGCGGCAGCAUCGAGCGCCAGCUCUGCCUCAACCCGACGCCGACCAGCGGCGGCCACAGCAACGCCGUCUCGCCGUGCGACUGGUCCGACGACUGGCUCGCCAUCACCGACGACCAGGAGGGCUGGAUCGAGAUGUACCGCUGGCAGGACGAGUUCCUGCACCGCGUCGCCCGCCUGCGCAUCCCCGAGCCCGGGUUCGGCAUGAAUGCCAUUUGGUAUGACUGAGCGUCCGCGAUGGGAGAGGCGGGGGGACGCUGCAGUGGGAGAAAUGGUGCCGAGGACUUCCGUUUUCAUGUUGACUUGUUAGAAACAGAGAAAGCAGCGUAGUUAAUAGAA
This is a messenger RNA of Thermothielavioides terrestris NRRL 8126, 1395 nucleotides long. RefSeq lists its product as uncharacterized. Gene Ontology annotation, molecular function: 6-phosphogluconolactonase activity; protein binding. The record is from RefSeq and is a predicted model, not a curated record. Bases 184 to 1284 code for a protein of 366 amino acids. NCBI's taxonomy places the organism in Eukaryota, Fungi, Ascomycota, Sordariomycetes, Sordariales, Chaetomiaceae. The transcript has 3 exons.